GGGGCCGGAGUGGGGGCAACGCGGCCGCCGCCUGGAGCAGCUCCCAACGCCGGGCAACACCAUGGGCUUCUCCUCAGAAUUAUGUAGCCCCCAAGGGCAUGGGGCAUUACAAAAGUUGCAAGAGGCUGAGCUUCGACUCUUGGAGGGUAUGAGGAAGUGGAUGGCACAGAGAGUAAAGAGUGACCGGGAAUAUGCUGGGCUGCUACACCACAUGGCUUUACAGGAGGGGGGCAGCCAGGUCCGAAACCUGGACCAUGUCAGCCAGAUCAGCCAGUCCUGGGCAGAAAUAACUCGUCAGACUGAAAGCCUAAGCCGCCUUCUUCGACAGCAUGCAGAAGAUCUGAAUUCAGGACCCCUGAGCAAGCUGAGUAUUCUGAUCCGUGAGCGGCAGCAGCUUAGGAAAAGCUACAGUGAGCAAUGGCAGCAGCUCCAACAAGAUCUCACUAAGAUACACAACCUCGAUAUUGAAAAGCUGAAAAGUCAAUACCGGGUGCUGGCACGGGACAGUGCUCAGGCCAAGCGCAAAUACCAGGAAGCCAGCAAAGACAAGGACCGGGACAAGGCCAAGGAUAAGUAUGUUCGGACCCUCUGGAAACUCUACGCACAUCACAAUCGCUAUGUGCUGGGCAUCCGGGCUGCCCAGCUGCACCAUCAGCACCAUCACCAGCUGUUGCUGCCUGGCUUGCUCCAGUCCCUGCAGGACCUGCAUCAGGAGAUGGCUCUAAUCCUGAAAGAGAUCCUUCAGGAGUACAUCGAGAUCAGCAGCCUAGUCCAGGACGAAGUGGUGACCAUCCAUCGGGAGAUCGCAGCCGCCGCAGCCUGCAUCGACCCCCACACGGAGUACGAAGGCUUUCUCCAGCAACAUGGAUCCUCCCCAAACGCCCCUCCUUGUGUCACCUUUGAUGAUACCUUGUUGGAGGAAGGCGAACAGCUGGAGCCUGGGGAGCUGCAGCUGAAUGAGCUGACCAUCGAGAGUGUCCAGCACUCCCUGACUUCAGUGAAUGAGGAGCUGACCACGGCCAGAGAAAUGGUGAUAAGCAGGCAGCAGGUGGUCACCCAGUUGCAGAGGGAGAUUCAGAGGGAAGAAGAAAGCAUUCACCCAAGGGAGAGAGUACAGCUCCUUGGGAAGCGCCAGGUCCUACAGGAAGCUCUCCAGGACUUCCAGAUGGCCCUGUGCUGCCAAGCCAAACUGCAAGCCCAACAGGACCUGCUCCAGAGCAAACUGGACCAACUGGGUCCUGGGGAACCACCCCCUGUCCUCGUUCUGCAGGAUGACCAGCACUCUACCUCCUCCACAGAGCAGGACCGUGAUGGGGGAAGGACACCCACCUUAGAAAUUCUGAAGAACCAUAUCUCAGGAAUCUUCCGUCCUCGAUUCUCACUCCCCCCACCACUACAGCUUAUCCCAGAUAUACAGAAGCCUCUCCAGGACCAGGUGUGGUAUCAUGGUGCCAUCCCACGAACAGAGGUGCAGGAGCUGCUAGUGAAUUCUGGGGAUUUUCUCGUGCGAGAAAGCCAGGGGAAGCAGGAAUACGUGCUGUCCGUGCUGUGGGAUGGGCAGCCUCGACAUUUCAUCAUCCAGUCUUCAGACAACCUAUACCGGCUGGAAGGGGAUGGGUUCCCCAGCAUCCCCCUGCUCAUUGAUCACUUGCUCCGCUCCCAGCAGCCCCUCACUAAAAAAAGUGGUAUCACCCUGAACAAGGCCAUCCCCAAGGACAAGUGGGUCCUGAACCAUGAAGAUCUGGUGCUAGGUGAGAGAAUUGGACGGGUAAGUGCCAGCACUGUGCCCAUUUGCAUCCUCUGA
Messenger RNA from Gracilinanus agilis (Agile Gracile Mouse Opossum), 1804 nucleotides. It is a transcript of the gene FES, whose product is annotated as FES proto-oncogene, tyrosine kinase. The transcript is spliced from 13 exons. The record is from RefSeq and is a predicted model, not a curated record. NCBI's taxonomy places the organism in Eukaryota, Metazoa, Chordata, Mammalia, Didelphimorphia, Didelphidae. Gene Ontology annotation, molecular function: protein tyrosine kinase activity. Gene Ontology annotation, biological process: regulation of mast cell degranulation; cell adhesion; chemotaxis. The coding region runs from base 62 to 1804 and encodes 580 amino acids.